This is a messenger RNA of Cygnus olor (mute swan), 1938 nucleotides long. It is a transcript of the gene ITGB3BP, whose product is annotated as integrin subunit beta 3 binding protein. The coding region runs from base 111 to 668 and encodes 185 amino acids. The record is from RefSeq and is a predicted model, not a curated record. Gene Ontology annotation, cellular component: nucleoplasm. Lineage: Eukaryota; Metazoa; Chordata; Aves; Anseriformes; Anatidae. Gene Ontology annotation, biological process: CENP-A containing chromatin assembly; regulation of DNA-templated transcription. The transcript is spliced from 9 exons.
CGGGGCCGCGCACCGCCCUCCCGGCUCCGUUUCCAGCCGGCGGCGUUUGGCCGCUGCACGGCGGUGCUCGGGCGGGAGAGCUGCGAGAGGCGGCGGCUGGAGGCGCCCACAUGUCAGCUAAGAGAUCACUGAAGUUGGAUGGUGGUAAAAAAUAUAAUCCAUCUGAAGCAACACCUUUGACCAAAAAGAAGAAUCUAAACUCGUACUCACCGACAACAGGAACAUGCCAGAUAAGUCCAUUUUCAUCUCCCACAAGUCAUAACGCACAAGAUCUCAGAAAUGGCCUAUCAAAUGACCUCCCAGGAGAUGGAACUGAGCAGAACAAUUUGGAAAGCAGAUUAUCCAGAAGAGGGCAGCCUGAAGCAGAGAAGCAUGCGUUCGCAGAAUUGCAGUCCAAAGUGAAAAGUUCAUUGGUUAGAUUUCUGAAAAUGAGAGCAAGUCUGACAAGCCUACAGGCUUUAGAGGGCAGUAGAGAGCUUGAAAAUAUUAUUGGCGGCUCGGACUUGAAUUGCAUCUUGAGUGCUGAAGUGCAGAAAACCCAAGUGCUAAUGGGUCAAGCAGAAGAACUGCAGAUGUUGGAAAGAAACCAUGGAAAACUUCCUGCCCAAGAGUAUGCUCAGGCUGCCGGUAGCGCUGCGUUCCUCAGGUUGCUCCUCGACUCUCAGUAGCCUCUUGGUCUGCUGCGUGCCCACCAGCUGCCACGUCCAGAUAUUAUGUGAAAAAUGCAUUCCACAUCAACCCAAAGUUCUACAUCUGCUUGAUGGUACUUAAAAGGAGAGAAGAAACGACUGUAAACCAAUCUCCCCUCCAAAUACCAGUUCGGGAUUGCUCAUUGCGCUAGGCAGGUGCACAUCUAGAUAAAAUUUCUGGCAUCUAUUUAAACUUACCAAUGUGCACAACAAGAUAAUCUCAAUGUAAAUAAUACAUUUCUUCAUGGUUGUUUUAUGCAACUGUGUACAGAAGGCUGAUUUAGAUUUACUGAUGCAUGGAAUAUAAACUAUUUUUUCUGUAUGUUCUUACCACAAAUGUAUUAUAAUAGUUAUGCUGCCUUAGCUUAAAAAAAAUGCACUAUAACCCUCCCUCCAAGAACUGGAUGAGAAGAAACUAUGUUAAAAGAUGAGCAUUAGAUCCCACGCCUCCCGGGAGCAAUGUAGAACUUCGCAGAAAUAAGGUGCUCCAGGAAAGGGUUGCUCCUGCUGGGGUAGGGGGUGGUCAUUUAACCAAUUCAUCACCCCGCCACUAAGCCAGCAAAGUAUUUACUAAACAAAUGUGUCUGGGUUUGCAAGAGGCUUCCUAAAAAGUUACAAUAUUUGACAGAUGACAACUUUUACUAAUGAUGAUUGUGACCAAAAGAUAAAGGAAGGAAGGCAAGGAAUUAUUCUGAUUACUGAACACAUUUCAUUUGUUUACAACAGGUAAUUAACUGUCCCUAGCUGCCUGUUACAGACAUAAGUCAUCUGUGAAGAUGUUUCCUCUAACAUUAACCCAAGGCACACUAUAUAAAGGUAUUGAAUUCAAACCCAGUUAAAACACAGGACUCUAAUCUAAACAUUUGCUUUUUAGGUCAAUGUUUUAGUUUAGGUAUUUAAUGAUAUAUGGGGAGAGUUGUUAUAGAACCGUUUCUUCUCCUUCAUCAUGCCCAAAAUCUCCCCUACAGCAUAGUGAAUAGCACACUGCUCAAAUUGGUGAGUUAGGUACAGCCUCUAUUGUGUUGAAAAAGUGAUUUUAAAAGAAAAAAAGAGCAAAGUUCAGUAUAAAUGCUCAAUAUUGAAUGUCAUUUCUUGCUACCCCUGCAAAGUACUGUUACCUGAACAGAUAAACUGAUUUUUACAACUCAAAUUCUGAGAAUCAAAGUGCUAAAUGCGUUGUAGUAUAUGCUUAAACAUGUAUGUACUCAAGCUUUGGGAAUUUUUAUUAAUAAAAGGCUUUUUUGCACUU